GUUGCUGUGGGUGGCGCCUGAGGGAGUAUUAGCCAAGAGCCUGUGCCAGGGACCCGCACCGCGUGCAGCCCAACCAAGUGGAACGUGAGCGCACCUGUCAGCUGCUCGACACGCGCCGCUUCCUCGCCGCCCCCACAGUCUUGAUGCCCAUAGAACUGUGCGCCCACCUGCAAGAUGGUGACCGAGAGCCUGAGUACCAGAUCCGUUUGUGCUUUGGCAAGGAGUACCCAGGGCCCCCAGACCAGCCCGAGGAGCGGCUCAUCAUGGCCCAUGCUGGGAGGCUGGGCCAGUGGGUCUUUUAACCAGCCCUGGACGCUGUGCCUGGCCCCUGCAGUCCCCGCAGCCGCCAGCCAGGCCAGCUCAGCCAGCCCUGCCAGCAUGCAGCAGCAGCCCCCACCUGGGCCCCUGGGCCCUGUGGCUGAGCCGACCAAACCUCCCUACAGCUACAUAGCCCUGAUUGCCAUGGCCAUCCAGAGCUCCCCCGGGCAGCGGGCCACCCUCAGCGGAAUCUACCGCUACAUCAUGGGCCGCUUCGCUUUCUACCGCCACAACCGGCCCGGCUGGCAGAAUAGCAUCCGCCACAACCUGUCACUCAACGAGUGCUUUGUCAAGGUGCCCCGUGAUGACCGCAAGCCAGGCAAGGGUAGCUACUGGACGCUGGACCCCGACUGCCACGACAUGUUCGAGCAUGGCAGCUUCCUGCGCCGACGCCGACGCUUCACACGGCGGGCAGGUGCUGAGGGCAUCAAGGGCCCUGCCAAGGCACGCCGUGGACCCCUCAGAGCGAGCAGCCAGGACCCAGGAGUCCCCGAUGCCACGACUGGCAGGCAGUGCCCAUUCCUGCCGGAGCUGCCAGAGCCCAAAGGCCUGAGCUUUGGGGGCCUGGUGGGAGGCUUGCCAGCCAGCAUGUGCCCAGCAACCACUGACGCCAGGCCUCGGCCACCUGCGGAGCCCAAAGAGAUGCCUGCACCCAAGCCAGCAGGCCCUGGGGAGCUCCCUGUGGCCACCUCAUCUUCCCCAUGCCCAGCUUUUGGCUUUCCUAUGGGCUUCUCUGAGGCUGAAGGCUUUAGCAAGGCCCCUACACCCAUCUUGACCCCUGAAGCAGGCAUUGGAAGCAGCUACCAGUGCCGGCUGCAGGCGCUGAAUUUCUGCAUGGGGACUGACCCAGGCCUUGAGCACCUCUUGGCCUCAGCAGCCCCCUCCCCCACACCAUCCACCCCUCCAGCCUCACUUCGGGCCCCACUGCCCCUGCCAGCUGACUCCAAGGAGCCCUGGGUUGCAGGUAGCUUCCCUGUCCAGGGAGGAUCCAGCUACCCAUUGGGGCUGACCCCCUGCCUAUACCGGACACCAGGAAUGUUCUUCUUUGAGUGAAGCCAUCCCGGGCCUCUGCCAAUUAUACCCUCCAGGCUGAGCCUAACUAGGAUCUGAGGAGCUCCCCAAAGAUCCAGGUCUGGCAGCCAACAACUGGGACAGGAAGCCAAGACUGGAGUGGUGAACACUCAGCCAGCCCCUAAGACCCCUGGACUUGGGGGUGAGGGGAGGCAGGGUCCUACUGGGAUUUACUCUAUGGCUCUCAGGGCCAAUAAAGCCAGUGUGAUGAUGAAGGCCAACUUGUUGGGUGGUUGGGGGC
Messenger RNA from Manis javanica (Malayan pangolin), 1630 nucleotides. RefSeq names its product forkhead box S1 (gene FOXS1). Gene Ontology annotation, biological process: anatomical structure morphogenesis; cell differentiation; regulation of transcription by RNA polymerase II. Gene Ontology annotation, molecular function: RNA polymerase II cis-regulatory region sequence-specific DNA binding; DNA-binding transcription factor activity, RNA polymerase II-specific. Lineage: Eukaryota; Metazoa; Chordata; Mammalia; Pholidota; Manidae. The record is from RefSeq and is a predicted model, not a curated record.